AUGGGAGGGGCAGGCGUUGUGCUGCUGCUGCUGCUGGCCGGAGCGGGCGCCGGGGUGGCCUGGAGACCACCAAAGGGAAAGUGCCCUCCGAGCUGCUCCUGCUCCAAGGAUAGUGCCCUGUGUGAGGGCUCUCCAGACCUGCCCGAGAGCUUCUCCCCGACCCUUCUGUCACUCUCACUCGUUAGGACUGGAAUCACCCAGCUGAAGGCCGGAAGCUUCCUGAGGGUGCCCACACUGCACCUGCUCCUCUUCACAUCCAACUCCUUCUCUGUGAUUGAGGACGAUGCAUUUGCAGGCCUGUCCCACCUGCAGUACCUCUUCAUCGAGGACAAUGACAUUGGCUCCAUCUCUAAGAACGCUCUCAGAGGACUUCGCUCACUCACACACCUGAGCCUGGCCAGUAAUAAUCUCAAGACCCUCCCCAGAUUCCUGUUCCGAGGCCUGGAGACCCUAACUCAUGUGGACCUCCGCGGGAACCCGAUCCAGUGUGACUGCCGCGUCCUCUGGCUGCUGCAGUGGAUGCCCACCGUGAAUGCCAGCGUGGGGACUGGGGCCUGCGCCGGCCCCACUGCUCUGGCCCACAUGCAGCUCCGCCACCUGGACCCCAAGACGUUCAAGUGCAGAGCCAUAGAGCUGUCCUGGUUCCAGACGGUCGGGGAGGCGGCGCUGGGCGUGGAGUCUUUCUCCUACCAGGGGGAGCCCCACAUCGUCCUGGCACAGCCGUUUGCGGGCCGUUGUCUGAUCCUCACCUGGGACUAUAGCCUGCAGCGUUUCCGGCCCGAGGAAGAGCUGUCCGGUGAGCCCCGCCUCGCAUCCUCCUGCCUGUCCCCGUAG
Molecule: messenger RNA, 834 nt
Organism: Puma concolor (puma)
Lineage: Eukaryota; Metazoa; Chordata; Mammalia; Carnivora; Felidae
Source: RefSeq, a predicted model, not a curated record